UACACCAGUACACCUACUUGAUUGAUAUAUCCUUCAUGCUGUAAAAAUAAUAAUUGAAAUUUGCUGCGCAAACUUAUGAAAAUAUGAAUAUUUUGUGUGUCUAGCGGUGGGGGAAAACUCGUCUAGGUGAUUGAGUGCAUGAGAUGUCGAGAAGUUGAUACAGUUGGGGUGCCUAGAGCAAGGAUCGGCAAGGAUUGGUGUGUUCAGAUUUUCGUCUCGGGAAAGAUAGUGGCCGGGGGCGGCGCCUUGCACUAAUCAAUACGGACAUUGGUUUACAUGCCAUGGCCUCCCCGCUUGGCGAAGAAAACCUGGAUGAUGUUCCGAUUGAUGACUUUAAGGGCACCACCCUCCGCCUGGAGCCCGCCUCGGGCCAACCCUCGCGGAGUGUGAGCCCCAGCGGGGACGCCGCCCCCAGGUUAAUGGAGGAAAGAAAUCGACCCACUUUGCGCACUGCCAUCAGUGAUCCUACUGCAGAUGUGAUCACUCCUCCAACGCCUGACCAAGCAAAUAAUUUUUACUGUAGUCAAGGAUUGAGUCGGUCUUUUUAUCAACAACCUCCAAUUGGCCGACCUCGGAGAGCUUCAUGGCAUGCAGAGACUGGUACUGAGCCUUGCAUAGAUGAGUUUUUCUCUGUCAGAGUUGGCACCUUAGAGCAGGCUAUAGAGGAGUGCCGGCACUUGAUAGUUCCAGAGAAUGAUGGGCCUAUAAAAGGAGCAUGGCUCUUAACUGAGAUCAAUCACUGGGACAUAGAAAAAGAACGAGUAGUGCUUUUAUGUGAAAGAUCACUCUUAGUAAUAAAGUAUGAUUUCAUUGCUCUACGAUCCUUAGAAUUCACUCGCAUCAAUCUUACAUCGCUGGAAAACCUUCAGAUUGGGGAAUUGACGUAUCCCAGCCAUUCCCUUGUACCGCGCAUAAGUGGUAUAGCUGGAGGUAUGGUGACUGUCAUUCGCAGCUGUUUGUUGAAUAGACUUCAGAAUACAAUUGCCACUAUCAGCUCCAAAGCAACAGGGUCUCCUCGCAAUGUGCCAAAAGAACCCUCCACUGAAAAACAAUUUUCUCUCUCAGCAGUUAGUUUUGAACCAAGAGCUCGCAACAUGCAAGGUUUUCGUGUGACAUGGAACAAUGGCCACCAGAUAUCUUUUGCUCAAAAAUGGAAUCCUUGGAGUAGAGAUAUUCCCUACACCACAUUUACCUCACACCCACUCUACUGGUACACAGGUUGUGAAAAUGGUUUUUAUGAUGCCAAGAGCUUAUCUAAGGAUUUGAAGCUUGCAUUAGAGCAAAUGCAAGAACAGCAGCAAGGGGUAGUCACCUGUACCAUCUCUCAGGGCCCCAUUGUUAUUGAAAACUACUUAGGCAUUGCUUCUCUUCUUCAUAAUGCCACAGAACUUGGCUUCUUCAAACUUCGAGCUGCGUCUGAGAGAGUGACUUGGCACGCACCUUGCAGUCCCUACAACAUGUAUCCUGUAACAAACACUUUUGUGCACCUCUCAGCUGCAAUAAACAAAGAAUGAUCAUUGCUAUAGUAACAGAGUCUAACUGACGACAAGACGGUAUACACUGAUCUUCCUAAUGAUGUUUAUCAUGCAUCACUAACUAUCCUGAAGGUGAAGUGCGCCUGUGCUGUGAUCAGCUGUGUUGAUAUGGCGGCCCAAACUAACAUCUGACGGAAUUUCAUAAUCCUCGAGAUUUCCCAUACCAGCAAAGCAUUUUGACAUUGUGCUAUUCUAAAUAAUUAGUGUAAUAUGAAAAAAAUGACUAGGUUUUUUACCUCCAUUCUUAUCUGCAUCUAAACACCACAUGUUCAAAUCUUCUCCCAAUGUCACAAUGUAAACAAAGCCGCUAGUGUCUGGACAAGACCAAUGUGUCAGUCUUGUUUCGCUGGUAGUAGCUUCACCUCCUAGGCAUCAAUAUCUACCUGAUACAUCUAGCGGGUAGCAAUGCCACCCACAUAUUAACACGUGUGAAACUGCCUUAAGUUGAAGGAUAUGGAUUGUGGGAUAUAUACAAUAUGUUUGUUAAAGCACUUAGAGAGGAGAGCAGAGAGAUAUGUCAACACUAGCGGUGCAUGGGUAACAGUGAAACAUUUGAGACAUUUUUAUUAUCCUGUAUAGAUGUAUUUAGUAAUUACAAAAAAUACUUAUUUUUUAAGGAACCAAGCUUUUAUGGGCCCUGCACAAAGGGACAGCAUAUUGGCUGGGGGAACACCUGGUGUCACCUUGUGGCUGCAUCACAAAACUAAACCAGCUGUGCAACUUGAUUUUCUUGACAUCGUGUUAUUCUAAACAGUCCGGGUCAUUUGAGAAAAUGGCAAAAUUUUUUACCUCGUGUUAUUUCAGAAUUGCAUAAUCUGAACACGCAUAAAUCAAUAAAUACCUAUACUUUUGAACAAACUCAUCUUUUAUGUGGUUCUUUUCUUGUAUCUAAACAUUUUCAUAAAAUUUUCCAUGUUUAUCAUCUAUUCAGUCACAUGAAUCUCAGCAUUUUAUGUAUUCCUCCUUCAUAAUC
Messenger RNA from Portunus trituberculatus (swimming crab), 2508 nucleotides. Its product is annotated as tumor protein p63-regulated gene 1-like protein. Lineage: Eukaryota; Metazoa; Arthropoda; Malacostraca; Decapoda; Portunidae. The transcript is spliced from 8 exons. The record is from RefSeq and is a predicted model, not a curated record. The coding region runs from base 282 to 1514 and encodes 410 amino acids. Gene Ontology annotation, cellular component: cytoplasm.